AUGCCCAACCAGUACCGCUGGGGCGUUCACCGCCUUAGUGAGCUCCUGGGCCCGCUGGUGGAGCGUGGCCUUGCCUCGGUCAUUUUGUUCGGCGUGCCCACGCUGAAGAAGAAGGACGACGUUGGAACGUUGGCCGACGAUGUGGAUGGCCCUGUGAUCCAGGCCAUCCGUAAGAUCCGUGACUUGUUCCCUACAUUGUACGUGGCUGCAGAUGUAUGCCUAUGCGAGUACACAUCGCAUGGCCACUGUGGUAUCUUGCACGAAGACGGCUCGAUCAACAAUACUUUGUCCAUUGAGCGCCUCAAGGACGUCGCUGUGGCCUACGCAAAGGCCGGCGCCCACUGUGUAGCUCCAAGUGAUAUGAUGGACGGACGUAUUGCCUCGAUCCGCCGGGGCCUCGAUGCGGCUGGCCUGGCCGGUCGUGUUACGUUGAUGGCGUACAGCGCCAAGUUCGCUUCGGCGAUGUAUGGACCUUUCCGUGAGGCUGUCGACUCGGCACCUGCCUUUGGCGAUCGCCGAUGCUAUCAGCUGCCGCCCCACGCUCGCGGUAUGGCACGCCGUGCGAUCGUGCGUGAUGCACAGGAAGGCGCAGAUAUCUUGAUGGUCAAGCCAGCUGGACCUUACCUUGACAUCCUCGCUGAUGCACGAGAAUUGGUACCUGACUACCCACGCGCUUGCUACCAGGUGAGUGGCGAGUACGCCGUUCUUCAUGCUGCCGCCAAUGCGGGUGUGGGCGAUUUGCGGGCCCUCGUGGAAGAGAGCGUGACGUCGAUGCUGCGUGCCGGUGCGACGUUGAUCCUCACAUACUUUACGCCGGAUCUACUGACUUGGCUCGACACGCCCCAUGGCCCAUAA
Molecule: messenger RNA, 855 nt
Organism: Malassezia pachydermatis
Lineage: Eukaryota; Fungi; Basidiomycota; Malasseziomycetes; Malasseziales; Malasseziaceae
Product: tetrapyrrole biosynthesis porphobilinogen synthase
Exons: 2
Coding region: 1-855 (284 amino acids)
Biological process (GO): heme biosynthetic process
Cellular component (GO): cytosol
Molecular function (GO): porphobilinogen synthase activity; zinc ion binding
Source: RefSeq, a predicted model, not a curated record